AUGGCCUUAUCUCUGGAAGAAUUCGUCCACUCCCUUGAUCUCAGGACCCUCCCCAGAGUCCUAGAAAUCCAGUCAGGCAUCUAUUUUGAAGGCUCCAUUUAUGAAAUGUUUGGAAAUGAAUGCUGUUUGUCAACGGGAGAAGUGAUUAAAAUUAUUGGUCUCAACAUUAAGAAGAUCAUAGCUGAAAUCUGUGAACACAUUGAAGAUUGUGAGCCCCCACAACCAUUUGAAUUGCCUAUGAAUUUUCCAGGUCUUUUUAAGAUCGUGGCUGAUAAAACUCCAUACGUUUCUCUGAAAGAAAUUACAAGAACCAUUCAUAUUGGACCAAGUCGACUGGGGCACCCUUGUUUCUAUCAUCAGAAGGAUAUAAAACUAGAGAAUCUUACCAUAAAGCAGGGUGAGCAGAUCGUGCUCAAUUCAGUUGAAGAGAUCAAUGGGGAAGUAAUGGUGAACUGCGCAGUAGUGAGGAAUCAUCAAAAUCACUCUUUUCCUUUGCCUUUGUCAAAAGAAGGUGAAUUUUAUGAGUGUGAAGAUGAACAUAUUUAUACCCUAAAGGAGAUUGUUGAAUGGAAGAUUCCCAGGAAUAGAACACGAAUUGUGAAACUUACAGAUAUUUCAAAUAAGUGGGAUUCAACAAAUCCAUUCCCUAAAGACUUUCGUGGUGCUCUGCUUCUCAAGCCAGUUUAUGAAAUUCAAGCUGUGAUGAAAUUCCGAAAGGAUAUAGUCCGCAUCCUCCCCAGUUUAGAUGUGGAAGUCAAAGAUAUUACUGACUCUUAUGAUACCAACUGGUUCCUUCAGCUGUUGUCUACAGAAGAUCUUUUUGAAAUGACCAGUAAAGAGUUCCCUAUGGUGGCUGAAGUCAUAGAAGCGCCUCAAGGAAAGAAGCUGCCUAGAAGCAUUUUACAGCCUGGGAAAACCAUUGUGAUCCACAAAAAGUACCAGGCGUCAAGGAUCUUAGCCUCAGAAAUUAGAAGCAAUUUUCCUAAAAGACACUUCUUGAUCCCCACGAGUUACAAAGGCAAAUUCAAGCGGCGACCUCGGGAGUUCCCAACAGCCUAUGACCUCCAGAUAGCAAAAAGUGAAAAGGAGCCUCUGCAUGUGGUGGCUACCAAAGCCUUCCAUCCCCUGCAUGGCCAGCUGUCAUCUGUGACUGUUGGGGACCAGUUUCUCGUGCAUCAGUCGGAUACGACCGAAGUCCUCUGUGAAGGAAUAGAAAAAGUAGUGAGUGUUCUGGCUUGUGAAAAAAUCCUCAAAAAGUCCUAUGAGGCAGCUCUGCUCCCUUUGUACAUGGAAGGAGGUUUUGUAGAAGUGAUUCACGAUAAGAAACAGUACCACAUUUCUGAGCUGUGUCAACAGUUCCGCUUGCCCUUCAAUGUGAAGGUAGCUAUGAGAGAUCUUUCCAUUGAAGAAGACGUGUUGGCUGCUACACCAGGACUGCAGUUGGAGGAAGAUAUCACUGACUCAUACCUAGUCAUCAGUGAGCUUGCCAGCCCCAAGGAAUGCUGGGAAAUUCCAGUUGCCCGCUUGAAUAUGACUGUUCAGUUAGUUAAUGAUUUGUCUAUAGACCCAGGAUCACUUUGUGUCAGGAGUGUGGUGGAAGAGAUUACUGAAGAACAAUAUUACAUGGUGCGGAGAUAUGAAAGCUCCCUCUUGCACCCCCCACCUCGUCCUCCCAAACAUCCCUCAGUGGAGGAGACAAAGUUGACUCUGUUAACUUUUGAUAAAGAAAGGACAAUGGAUCCGCCUAAGUCUCCCAAGAGACACUGUGUAGCAAUAUGUAAGAAACUUCACUCAAAUCAAGGUGGCCUGGAUUCAGGAGUACUAGCUGGUUGUCAGAGUCAUUUGACUGAUGUGGAGAGAGAGAAGAAGAAACAAGGGGCACCACAGUGUCAGGCAUCAAAACAGCAGCAUGUCUUUUUAAUACUUUCUGUUACAUUGGUUACUCUCUGUCAGUCCUCUGAGAGCACUGAGUGUGACUGGGGACCCUUCACCCCAGCUCCCCAGCUCCAAGCUGCUAGAUCCCAGUCUCCUGGUGCCUUGUUGAGAUGGGAGAUUUACAUUGUUAAGGAACUCUACAAAAUUCAUAAAAUCUCGACAAACGUAACAGAUAGUAAAACAGCCUUAGACUACCUCCUUGUCUUGGCAAAGGGCAUUUGUAUCAUGCUGCAUGAUCAGCUUAACAUAUCCAGUGAUGUGUGUGUCGGUAGUUUUAGACAAGUAAAAACUUGGGUGAAUCACACCUCAAAAGCAUUGGCCUGGGGAGAGACAUCCAACAACAGCUGCCACCAAAACAAAGAAAAACCUCGAUUUCGGUGCCUGCCAAGGGUGCUGUUUAUCAUCACCACACACUUGAGACCGGUCACAGGCAGCUCCAGCCAUCUGGCCUUCUACGUGACCUUGAGGCCAGAACCUGUUUUACUCCUCACUAAUCAAUGA
Messenger RNA from Lepus europaeus (European hare), 2436 nucleotides. It is a transcript of the gene THEMIS, whose product is annotated as thymocyte selection associated. Lineage: Eukaryota; Metazoa; Chordata; Mammalia; Lagomorpha; Leporidae. The transcript has 8 exons. Gene Ontology annotation, biological process: T cell receptor signaling pathway. Bases 1 to 2436 code for a protein of 811 amino acids. The record is from RefSeq and is a predicted model, not a curated record.